Molecule: messenger RNA, 594 nt
Organism: Penicillium subrubescens
Lineage: Eukaryota; Fungi; Ascomycota; Eurotiomycetes; Eurotiales; Aspergillaceae
Product: DUF3807 domain-containing protein
Exons: 2
Coding region: 1-594 (197 amino acids)
Source: RefSeq, a predicted model, not a curated record
AUGCAGGUCCCAACAGUCACUCUAGAAGACCUCCAAGCCUUUCAAGUAGCCCACUUCCCCGGCCACCACCAAGCUUUGCACGCGCCUACGGCAGAACCUGUCGUCAAAGACGACAUCUACGCUGACGAAGAUGAUCUCGGCUACUAUCCUGACGGUGUGAAGCGCACUCUUACGGAUGAGCAAAUCCAAAUGUUCAGACACAGCGAGAUUCAUGCCCUGCUGCGCAAAAGACAGUUGGAGCUGGAUGAGGCGGAGUAUGAAGACCGGGCUCGCAAGCUCUAUAUUGGUGAGGUAGUGAGUGCCGGGGCAGACACCACCCGGGAAGAGCUGGUUCGUGAUGAGCAAAAUGUGUCCGGUGAGAAAGGGCUGCACUACGAAGCUCAUGCUCAGAAUCAGGGCCCCAGUCGUCGUCGGUCCCCGGGCGGAACAAAGCCCAAGAAAAGGGGCUAUCGUGAAACCCAGAACGAGCCGGAGCAGACCCUCGAUUAUGAAGAUGUUGAGCAGAACCCGGCUCCAGCUGCGGCUCCCAAGCCACGCCCGACGAACCCCCGGGCUCCGUUCCCAGGUCGGAAGAUUAUCUCUUAUGAGGAUUGA